AUGCCUCGUCCACUGUUAAAUAUAUCCAAAAGCGGAUAUGCUAUCGAUGAAAAUCAUAAAUCAUCAAAUAAAACACUUAAACUUAAAAAGUCGAUAACUGCAGCAAAUCGUAAAUUUAAUUCAACUGUGAAAAGUCAAGAUCGUUUAGUAGGAGGAGCAGAUGUUCCUGAAGAAAAGGAAAUAUCGCAACCAACGGGAGAAAUUCUAACAGAAAUUAAAGUAGAAGAGGAUGAAAAAACGUCUACUGGAAAUGACGGAGAGAAAACUAGAAAUGGAAGACCUAUUCGUUCAACUGGACCAUGCUGUACUUGUCUGUCACAAGGAUCAACUGGAGAUAAGAAGGUGGAUGAAAUGAUCGAUUAUGUACACAAAAAUUUACAAGAAGCGGGUAAAGCAUUGGCCAAUUUAAGCGAGAACUUUGAACACGAUUCAAAGGUUGAGCCCCGUACGCAAGUAGAACCGUCAUGA
Eufriesea mexicana is the source of this 468-nucleotide messenger RNA. RefSeq lists its product as uncharacterized. The record is from RefSeq and is a predicted model, not a curated record. NCBI's taxonomy places the organism in Eukaryota, Metazoa, Arthropoda, Insecta, Hymenoptera, Apidae. Bases 1 to 468 code for a protein of 155 amino acids. The transcript is spliced from 3 exons.